AUGCCAAUGCUCGACCCCGCAACCGGCACGCCCCUCCCCGACUCCGCCAUCCAACGCGUCCUGCACCUCACCCCCGCCGUCCACAUCUACCAAAUCCCACCCCUCACCUCCUCCACCGCAGGCUUCUCCGCCGGAUCCUGGACCGCACCGCCCCGUCCCACCGCCCAGAAAAUCUUCACCGCUCGUCUCCGUGUCCUCGAAACCGCUCAUGCCGAUCGUAUAAAAGCCGACAUUGUCUUCGAGGAUGCAUCCUCGGGAGCAUUGUUCGCUGCGGCGCCUUACACGACACCCGCGGUGGUGCAGCAAGCGAAUGAUAGUUCGAGGUUCUUUGCUGUGAGGGUGCAAGGCGAGGGAGGUAUGAAAGCUACGUUGGGGAUUGGGUUUGAGGAUCGGAGCGAGGCGUUUGAUUUUGGGGUCGCGUUGGGGGAGGUGAGGAAGGUUUUAGGGAUGGAGGGGGUGGGAGGGAAGGGGAGAGGGAAGGUUGUGGAGAAAGAGGUGAAGCAGGAUUUUAGUUUGAAAGAGGGGGAGAAGAUCCAUAUUCAGGUGGGUGGGAAGGGGAGGAGACAGCAGCCGUUGAGUAGUGAGAGUGGAGAGGGGAAGAAGGACGAUGGGACGGCGCUGUUCUCGAUUGCACCUCCGCCGGCGGGAGCAAAGUCGCAUGACGGGGGAGUCGAGGCUGAAGCAGAUUCAAUACAAGGGAAGACGGCGGAAGAGCUGGGAUUUGAUGAUGGAGAAUUUGGAGAGUUUCAAUGA
This is a messenger RNA of Zymoseptoria tritici IPO323, 753 nucleotides long. RefSeq lists its product as uncharacterized. NCBI's taxonomy places the organism in Eukaryota, Fungi, Ascomycota, Dothideomycetes, Mycosphaerellales, Mycosphaerellaceae. Gene Ontology annotation, cellular component: clathrin vesicle coat; membrane. Gene Ontology annotation, biological process: endocytosis. The record is from RefSeq and is a predicted model, not a curated record. The coding region runs from base 1 to 753 and encodes 250 amino acids. The transcript has a single exon.